AAAAUGAAAGAGCAACGGUCGGAAGAGUCGUCAGGAGGCGCGUGUAGCGAGAUAAUCGCAGCUGGGCUCGCCUCGGAUUCCGUUUACGGCCCUAUUGUCAGGGAUGCCUGACAGCUGGGGAGCCGAGUCGACGACGGACACACCGGCAGACCCGGGUCCCGACGGCGCAGGCUGAACGGGUUGAGCCAGUUGAACCACUCCGAACGAGGAGCGGCCGGAGGCCAUGGGAGAAGCGGCGCAGUGCCCGAGCGCCCAGGGCUUGUCCCAGUUGCUGGCGGUCAUCUUCGUCAUCGGGGCCGUGGCCGGCAUAGGUGUCCUCGCCCUGCCGCACGCCAUGAACGAGACCGGCUGGUCCGGCACCGCCAUUAUUGUGGUGUGCGCCCUGGCUUCCGGCUACUGCGGCUCAAGGUUAGGCCUGUGCUGGAUCAUCUUGGAGGAGCGCUGGCUCGAGUACCGGGAUGCCAACAGGAACCCGUACCCGUGCAUCGCCUUCCGGGCCUACGGCAAGCCCAUGAAGAUAGCUAUGUCGCUGAUCCAGCUGGUCGGCCUAUUCGGCUACGGCGCUGUGUUCCUGCUGCUGGCGGGUGAGCUGAUCAGCGACGUGACCCGGCAGCUGUCCCACGAUGCCCUUGACUGGUCCAUCUGCUACUGGCUCAUCAUCAUUGCCGUCGUCCUCGCGGGCCUCAUGUGGCUUGGUACGCCUAAAGACUUCGGGUUCGCCGCGUUCGGAGCCUUGGGCGCCACCCUGUUGGCGUCCUUUAUGGUGGUGGGCGUCUGCUGCUCCCGGGUGCUUGCCGGCACGGCGGCGGGGCCUCGCCGCAGCGAGCUGAGUGUAGAAGGCUUCUUUCGAGGAUUCGGCACCAUCAUGUUUUCGUACGGCGGCGCGGCCAUGUUCCCCACGGUCCAGAACGACAUGAAGGACAGGUCACGGUUCUCAGGGGCCGUCGUCUACGCCACCAUCGCGCUGGUGCUCUUGUAUCUGCUGAUGAGCCUGAUGGGGUUCCUGACUUUCGGUAGUGACGUCAAGGCCAACAUCCUGCUGUCCAUCGGAGAUGGCGUGACCAGCAUUGUUGUUCAAUGCCUGUUUAUUGUGCACCUCCUUUGCGCCUUCCUCAUCGUCAUCAACCCCAUGUGCCAGGAGCUCGAGGAGCAUAUUGGCGUCCCACCUGAGUUCACGUGGAAGCGGGUGGCGUUGCGGUCAUUCUUGAUGCUUGCCGUGCUGGUGGUGGCUGAGUCGGUGCCGCACUUCGGCAAGGUACUUCCGCUGGUCGGCUCGCUCCUGGUGGGACUGACCACCUUUAUCCUGCCCUGCGUCUUCUACUACAAGCUGUGCAGCGACACAAAACGGGAGUGGCCAGAGAGGAAGAUACCGCUCUGGGAGAAGUCGGUGCUCGUGGAGAUUGUGAUCGUUGGAGUGAUCGGGACCGUUGCUGGCACGGUGUCCUCGGUCAAGGACUUGCUGGCUCCCGGCUCGUUCGCCCUGCCAUGCUUCAUUAGCACGGAUGUGGUCCUCUGAUGUCUUCGGAGCUCGGACGUAGCGCACUGGAGUGACCACGGAUCAUUCUCGGACGCCCGAUGCCCAAAGAACUGCUCGAGAGCCGCUCGGGCCACAAACGGCUACUGUACUUCGUUUCACAAGACCAUAGCAAACGCUUCGACGAGACCGACCGAGCGGCGCUAAAAAAGCACGACGUCACAACAAUCGUCGUUCAUUUUGUGCGUUUCUUCUCACAAACACGACCACUAAAGAGCAGAGACUA
Molecule: messenger RNA, 1760 nt
Organism: Ixodes scapularis (black-legged tick)
Lineage: Eukaryota; Metazoa; Arthropoda; Arachnida; Ixodida; Ixodidae
Product: amino acid transporter AVT1A
Exons: 8
Coding region: 224-1516 (430 amino acids)
Biological process (GO): amino acid transmembrane transport; L-alanine transport
Cellular component (GO): vacuolar membrane
Molecular function (GO): L-alanine transmembrane transporter activity; L-proline transmembrane transporter activity
Source: RefSeq, a predicted model, not a curated record